AUGUGGGGGAGCUCCUUUACGUCAUGGGUCAUGUUACAGGUUUAUCAGAGCAGCAACAGAAAUUGGGCUUUACGAGAAAGAAAAAAAACAGGAUCCAUGUGUGUGCACAUUCCUGGCGGAUGCCGUUCAUUUCUGUAUAGUAUCUGCUGGGGAAUAGGGACCCCGGGAGGCUUUCCAGAAAUGUCACGUCCGGCUCAAUCCCUCGUAUCCCCCGGAGCCCAAAACUCCGGACUACAGGGGCAGCCUCUGACUCCAGCUCACGGAAUGUCACUCGAUUGGCUGGCUCCCACGAGAUGGCAAGGGGGGUGGCGGGGUUCAAAGGCUGAUUGCUCGACGAAUCAUGAGUCAUGACAAGCCAUGAUUCAUCGAGCCCACCCUCCAUUGGCCGCCAUGAUAAACCUUGUUUAAACAAGCUGGGGUGCUAGCAGUCUGUUUGGACUCUUGAAGAAAACCGUGCCGGGGGGUGAUAUUUAGGGGGGGCGUUUUAGGAAUUUGGCAGGAUCAAGCGGAAAGAGAGGUGCUAAUCUAUAGUGGUUGGGGGAAAGAAUACCAACUUGCGGUGGUACCCAAUCACGCCCUUCCAGCCAGAAGUGCUUCGGGAAAAAUCUGGGACAAUGAGGUUGGGUCUGGUGUUUAGUGGAACGACUAGGCUUAACAAAGAAACGAUAUGAAACCCUUUGGCGGAAAGUUAUUUGCGGGGGACCCGAGCUGCCCAUGAUAGCCAUCGCUGGGGAUUUAAUCUGCCACUUGGAGGCUCUGGAAGUCUCGAUGAGGUAAGCAGUGAGUGAUAGGUAAUGAUGCCGAUCGCCCCUUUCGCCAGCAGUUUGUGCUUGGCAACAGGUUGGCCAGAUCCAGCUGAACAUGCAAUCUCUCUCGCAUGCUAUCUUGUUCGCUACGAAUGAAGUUCGCAGCUCUCGACCCGUUUGCAUUUUGUAGAACUCCACGAAAGGUUUAUGCUUAAUCAAUGCGUAAUUUUAAACCAA
Tuber melanosporum (Perigord truffle) is the source of this 983-nucleotide messenger RNA. RefSeq lists its product as uncharacterized. NCBI's taxonomy places the organism in Eukaryota, Fungi, Ascomycota, Pezizomycetes, Pezizales, Tuberaceae. The record is from RefSeq and is a predicted model, not a curated record. The transcript has a single exon. The coding region runs from base 1 to 351 and encodes 116 amino acids.